This is a messenger RNA of Tachysurus vachellii, 2158 nucleotides long. RefSeq names its product kelch-like family member 40b (gene klhl40b). The record is from RefSeq and is a predicted model, not a curated record. Lineage: Eukaryota; Metazoa; Chordata; Actinopteri; Siluriformes; Bagridae. Bases 128 to 1975 code for a protein of 615 amino acids. The transcript has 6 exons. Gene Ontology annotation, molecular function: protein binding.
GGAAGUCUGCUAACCAGGCCCUGCCUCAUUUUUCUGGAUUGGACACUGACAGAAGCAGAGCUGGGAUAAGUGCUGCCCGAAAGCCUGGUAGAUCCUGUAUUGAGGUUGCUACAGAAUUCAAACAGCCAUGGCUCUGCCAAUCGACCCCAUGGAGGAGCCUCGGAUGUACCAGCAGACGCUGCUGCAGGAUGGCCUCUGUGACCUGCUGGAAAAUGACACCAUGGUGGACUGUGUGCUGAAGAUCAAGGACAAGGAGUUCCCCUGCCAUCGCCUGGUGCUGGCUGCUUGUAGCUCCUACUUCCGGGCAUUUUUUAAAUCAGGUGUGGAAGCUAGCAAACAGCGUGAGAUUGUCCUGGAGGAUGUUGAACCUGGUGUCAUGGGAAUGAUUCUAAAAUACCUCUACACAUCAAGCAUCAAUGUGACUGAGAAGAAUGUACAAGACAUCUUCGCAAUCGCCAACAUGCUGCAGAUUCCUUCCAUUUUCACAGUGUGUGUCUCCUUCCUCCAGAAGCGCUUGAGUUUGAGCAACUGCCUGGCCAUCUUUCGCCUGGGAUUGAUGCUCGACUGCCCUCGGUUGGCUGUCUCAGCCAGGAAUUUCGCAUGCGAGCGUUUUCAGCUGAUCACACGAGAUGAGGAGUUCCUACAGCUAAAUCCCAGUGAGUUAGCAGCCAUCUUGGCCUCGAACUCACUGAACGUGGAAACGGAGCAGGCCGUAUUUGAAGCUCUGCUCAAAUGGGUGGGCUGUGACAAGGACAGCCGCCUUGAGAAACUUCCCAAACUACUGGACUGUGUACGUUUCCGUCUUAUCCCUGAGGACUAUUUUGCAGAGCAGGUGGAGCAACAUGAGUGGCUGAGAUCUAACCCAGAAAAUACCAAGAAGCUGCAGCUGGUCAAAGAUGCCUAUGCUGGAAAGCUUCCAGAAGUCAAGAAGACCAAUAAAAAAAGCAAGGAGAAGAAGACAGAAGAAGAAGAUGGUGAAGAGGAGGAAGAAGAGGAUCAAGAAGAAUUACUUCCUGGAAUCCUGAAUGAUAAUUUAAGAUUUGGGAUGUUUCUCAGAGACGUAAUAUUCAUGAUAAGUGACACAAGUUCAGUGGCUUAUGACCCUACAGGAAAUGACUGCUAUGUGGCGUCAAUAUCCAGCCAGAUUCCCAAAAACCACUGCAGCAUUGUUACUAAAGAGAACCAGAUCUUUGUGGCUGGUGGACUUUUCUUCAAUGAACAGAAUGAAGAGGAGCAGCUAAACUCCUACUUUUUACAGUUUGACCCUGCAAGUUCUGAUUGGAUUGGAAUGCCACCCAUGCCCUCACCCCGCUUCCUGUUUAGCAUGGGCGAAGCAGAGAACUCCAUCUUUGUAAUCGGUGGUAAGGAGUUAAAGGAGGGAGAACAAACAUUGGACUCAGUCCUAAUUUAUGACAGACAGUCUCUCAGAUGGGGAGAGUCGGUUCCUCUCCCCUAUGCGGUAUAUGCCCAUGGAACAGUGUCUCACAAUGGAAUUGUGUAUGUUAUAGGAGGAAAAACAGACAGCAAGCAAUGUUUGAACAGAGUUUGUGCUUAUGAUGCAAAGAACGGUGAAUGGAAGGAUCUGGCUCCGAUGAAGACUGAACGAUCGCUGUUUGGCGUCACCGUUUAUAAGGAAAAGAUCUACGUGGCUGGAGGUGUUUUAGAGACCGGCCUCACUGGCACCACGGAGGUUUACGACAUUAAAUCAAACACGUGGUCAGAGUUUGUCGAGUUUCCUCAGGAGCGCAGCUCUCUCAGUCUGAUCACGGCGGAUAACAGCAUCUACGCUGUGGGUGGCUUCGCAGUGUUUCCAGGUGAAAACAGUGAGGAACUUGCACCAAGAGAGAUGACUGACAUUUGGAGGUAUGAUGAAAGUGAGAGAAAGUGGAAUGGUAUCCUGAGAGAGAUUCGCUAUGCUUCCGGUGCCACAGUGUUAGGUGUUCGUCUCAACACGCUGAGACUCACUAAAAUGUGAAUCAUGAAACCAACUGUUUAUUCUCAAUUUUUUUUUAUUUAUUUUUCUAAUAAUUUUUGGUUUUAUUAGAUAGCAAGCAUGACAUAUGACUAUAAGAGCACUAAGACUGGAACUGUGCAUUUUUUUUUUCCAUUGACAAGUUUUAGUUAAUAUGUUUUUUAAUAUUCUCUCACAGUUGGCACC